Messenger RNA from Bufo gargarizans (Asiatic toad), 4150 nucleotides. RefSeq names its product ADAM metallopeptidase domain 9 (gene ADAM9). Bases 203 to 2851 code for a protein of 882 amino acids. Gene Ontology annotation, biological process: proteolysis. The transcript is spliced from 22 exons. NCBI's taxonomy places the organism in Eukaryota, Metazoa, Chordata, Amphibia, Anura, Bufonidae. Gene Ontology annotation, cellular component: plasma membrane. The record is from RefSeq and is a predicted model, not a curated record. Gene Ontology annotation, molecular function: metalloendopeptidase activity.
GGGAGGGGGGCAUAAGGGCUCCUCUGGCGAAAGAGGAAGUUAAGUAGUCAGGGCACAGACUGGGGAUAACUUUAGGGGGGCUGCUUUGUAUCUGGGGGGUAAUCAGCUGGAAGAAUAGACUGGUAUCGUGUUGUGGACUAUGAGGCUCAGUUAGGCGUGUGCAGUGCAGUGAUUGCAGCUCUGGAGAAGAAGGUGCUGCACUAUGCAUCAGCUGUCUGCACAUUUACAUGCCAUGGCCGCUGUGGGCAAAUGUGCCACCCUGUACCCUGGGAUUGUCCUGCUCCUCACCUGCUCUCUGGCCCUAGGCCUGGACCCUUCAUCUUUCCUUUCUUCUUAUGAAAUUAUAACGCCCCAGAAAGUGACUCGUCUAAGAAGAGAUGCGUCUGGCUCCUUAAAGGAGGGUCUUUCCUAUGUCAUCCAGGCUGAAGGCAAGGAGCACAUAUUACAUCUGGAGCACAACAGCGAUUUAUUAGCCAAAGACUUUACCGUCUAUACAUACACAGAAGACGGGACCCGGCUGGCAAGCCCGCUUCACAAACAGGACCUGUGCCAUUAUCAGGGCUAUGCAGAAGGAUAUCCUGAGUCCCGGGUAGCCAUCAGCACCUGCUCAGGUCUAAGAGGCCUACUACACCUGAGUAACGGAAGCUAUGGCAUUGAGCCUCUGCAGUCUUCUUCCAACUUUGAACACCUAAUUUAUCGUCUUGAAGAUGUGAAGCAGGAUCCAAUGGUGUGCGGCGUUUCCAGUCCUGAAGAAGGACCCGAGAGUGAGCACAGCCACCCGCCCAGCAUGUUUCAUCUACUCCGCCGGAAGAAGCGGGCGGUCCUUCCCCAGACCAGAUAUGUGGAACUGUUCCUGGUGGUGGACAAGGAAAGGUUUGACAUGUUGGGACAGAAUACCUCCGCUGUACGAGCUGAAAUGGUGGAGUUGUCUAAUUACCUGGAUAGUAUGUACAGCAUGCUGAAUAUAAGAAUUGUCCUGGUGGGGCUGGAGAUCUGGACAAAUGUGAAUCACAUCAACAUUGAAGGCUCUGCCGGGGAAGUGCUUGGCCGCUUUGUGCAAUGGCGUGAGACGCAACUUAUACCGCGGCGCAGACAUGACAGCGCACAGUUUGUUCUGAAGAAAAGAUUUGGGGGCACCGCAGGAAUGGCCUUUGUGGGUACCGUUUGUUCCAGGAGCCACGCUGGCGGAAUAAAUGUGUUCUCAAAUCAGAACGUACCGUCUUUUUCUUCAAUUGUCGCCCAUGAACUGGGUCACAAUUUGGGGAUGAAUCACGACGACGACAGAGGCUGCACCUGCUCUACGAAAUACUGCAUUAUGAACUCCGGAGCCACAGAUUCUAAAAACUUCAGCAGCUGCAGCGAAGACGACUUUGAGAAGCUGAUUCUGAACAAAGGAGGGAGUUGCCUCCUGAAUAUGCCUAGGCCAGAUGAGUCCUACACCGCCCCCUUCUGCGGGAACAAAUUGGUGGACCCAGGGGAGGAGUGCGACUGUGGAAAUGAAAAGGAAUGUGAGAAGGAUCCAUGUUGCCAGCCUGGGACGUGCAAGCUGCGUUCAGGAGCGGAGUGUGCGAAUGGCGGCUGCUGCCAAAACUGCCGGUUUUCUCCUGGUGGUACCGUGUGCCGAGCUGUGACCAAUGAAUGCGAUCUCCCCGAGUAUUGCAAUGGUUCUUCACCUUUCUGCCAACCAGACGUAUUCAUUCAAAAUGGAAACCCCUGCCAGAACAACAAAGCCUAUUGUUACAAUGGCAUUUGCCAGUAUUAUGAUGGCCAGUGCCAAGGAAUUUUUGGACAGAAUGCAAAGGCAGCUGCUCCUAUAUGUUUCCAAAAUGUAAACUCCAAAGGUGACCGAUUUGGGAACUGCGGUUAUCAAGGCAGUGCAUACAAAUCGUGUGAAUCACGGAAUGCACUCUGCGGAAAGUUACAGUGUGAAAAUGUGAAAUCCAUGCCUAUCUUUGGUAUUGAGCCAUCAAUUAUUACGACCGUGGUCCCAGGUAUGGGUAUAACCUGUUGGGGAGUGGAUUUCCAACUUGGUACCGAUGUUCCAGAUCCUGCUAUGGUCAAUGAGGGCACCAAGUGUGCAGAAGGCAAGGUCUGUAAGGAUUUCCAGUGUGUUGAUGCAUCAGUACUGGGUUAUGACUGUGAUGUACAAAAUAAGUGUGGAGGUAAUGGGGUCUGUAACAGCAAUAAGAACUGUCACUGUAAUGAUGGCUGGGCCUACCCAGACUGCACAAAGAAGGGUUAUGGUGGAAGCAUUGACAGUGGCCCUACAUAUAACGAUAAAGACACUUCUCUCAGGGAUGGGCUGCUUGUUUUCUUUCUCUUGGUCCUACCUCUGUUGGCUCUUGGAGUAUUUGUAUUUUUCCGAAGAAAUGAACUAAAGAGGAAAUUCUGUGGAAGGAGAAGAUCACACGGUACAACACAAGAUGGUAACAGAGAGAUACAUAAAACUGCCCCUGGCAGAGGUGGUCCAACUGCAGGAGAACCAAGAAAUACUCCAAGCAAUGUACCAGAUAGAGGUGGUGCCUCAACAGGUGCUCCAAGAAAUGCAUCACAAAUGCAAGCAGCUAGAUUUCCCCCUAAUGCAAGACCUCAGAGAAAUAUGCAGAAUGUGCCACCAGUUGGGGGCCCUGCAGCUACUGCUCCUCCCAGAAAUGUGCCACCCAUGGGACCCAACAGAAAUAUUCCCCAACCAUUAUAUGAAAACUCCUAUAAACCGAAUAACGCUGCAGUUCCUACCUAUGCAGUAAGACAACCUCAACAUACACCGUCUAGGCCUCCACCUCCGCACCAAAGAGAAGUCACACAUCUUAACAUCGCCCCAGCACGCCCGCCGCCUGCUCCUCCAGUAUAACGCUGCUUUUUCGGAUCAGCAGAGCCUUCUUAUCUGACUUUAAUAUUAGGUACAUAUGUGUUUCCAUGAGGCACAUCUUUUACCAUGCUUGGGAGACAGAAUGAUUGCUUUCCAGAAACAUGAAGCUGGCCUUAAGGCCUAUGGUGCUCGAGUUUCAUAGCACAGUCAUAGAUUCUCAGUUUACAGCGCGUGACUUCAGAAAUGUCUGAGCAAUCAUUCAAAAACGUAUUACUCACACCUAAACAAGUAGACUUUUGAAGGAUUUUGCUGAAGGAUUUUUGUUGAAUUGGAUUUUCAGGCCUCAGAACAUCCUGUCAUCUGCACAAACCUAUUGCUGCCUGUACUGGGCCAAAUAAUAGGGUGUUAGCAUGCCGUCUAUUUACCAACCACAUCAGCUUGGUUUCAUUAGUUUUCCCACACUGGAUUUUCAGUCUUCUUCAUAGUCAUUAAAGGGUAGGUCCAUAUUAGCAAUUAAUUUUUUUUUUUACGUAUCAAUGCUUCGAUCAGUUUAUGACUACAGCUCCUAUGCAGAGCUAUGUGUCUCCAUGGUAACCGACUACAAAUGUCUCCCAUGCCUCUGAAGGUCAAAUUUCCUUUUCCAUCUUCCCCUAAUUUUUACUAACAUUUGGAUGGCAAUAUACACUGCAGGAUCAGACUACGCAGGGUUUGUUUGUAGUCUGUUACCAUGGAGACACAUAAAAUGGAAUUAUGUGCUGUAGAAACACAAAAAACUUUAACCUGGACUGUUUGAAAUAUUACUUUACAUUUUACUUGCAGUGGUCUUAUACACAAAAAUAGUUUGGAAAGGUGGAUGAAGCCUAAGGGCUGAUUCACACCACCAUGAUCUGCACGGUCGUGGAUUGGUUGCGUGUCUCUGGACGUCUGCGGCUCCUCUAACCCAAACCGAUUGCAUCAUAAAACACUAUGAUGUAGUCAUUUCGGGUCAGGGGAGCCCUUUUUGGUUCCCGGACUCAACACAAUCGUGUGAAUCAGCCCUUAAAAAAUGAACUAUGAAAUUAAAGGGGUAUUUGGCUAUAAUUUUUCAAACCCAUUUCUACCACUAUGAGCUCUUGACAAUGUCUAAUAUAUGGAGAAAAAGGGCCAUAUUUAUUCUUACUGCCUAACAGCAAAACGGUCUUUGUUGCCCAUAGCAACCAAUCAGAGCACAGAUUUCAUUUUCCCAGAGCAGUUAACGAUCUAGAAGGUGAGCUCUGAUUGGUGGCUAUAGGUAACAAAGACAGUUUUACUAUUAGACAGUUUUGAGGCACAAGGGGGGGGGGGGGGGAGAUUUGUCAAGAC